Nilaparvata lugens (brown planthopper) is the source of this 1122-nucleotide messenger RNA. RefSeq names its product proton-coupled folate transporter. The transcript has 5 exons. Gene Ontology annotation, biological process: transmembrane transport. Gene Ontology annotation, cellular component: membrane. Bases 373 to 1107 code for a protein of 244 amino acids. The record is from RefSeq and is a predicted model, not a curated record. NCBI's taxonomy places the organism in Eukaryota, Metazoa, Arthropoda, Insecta, Hemiptera, Delphacidae. Gene Ontology annotation, molecular function: transmembrane transporter activity.
UUUACAUAACUUAUCAUAGUAGAACGUGCGAGUACAAUACAGCAAUCUUCAAAAGAUAGCUUAUUUAUAUAACAGAAUAUUGAGGAUGGAAUGUUAGUAUAAUUGCAAACAACAAAGUCUUUGUUUUAGCUCAUAGAUUGAAGGUCGUCCACUCUUGACAGCAGUAAAUGUAAAAAGAAAAUUGCAUUUGAAUCUCAAGUUAAUAUUACACUGCUGUUGCUUUGCACAAGUUCUAUAGUGAAACGUUUUGAUUGGUUACUGCAUCUAUCAUUAAUAGUUUUUUCCAGAUAAUGAGAGCAACACAAAGCAUCACCAAAAUGAGUUGACGCUGAGUUGUUAGAUUAAAAAACCUGAGAAUAAUACGCUGCCACGAUGGAGUUCAUUUAUCCUGAGGUUUUGGCGUUCCUCUUACUUUUCCCCGCUGGAUUAUCAAAGGGAGUGUUCACGAACCUAUUGAUGGAAUCACUGUGCAUGAGUGUGAAAAACAUGAGCUACGACGUUUGCUCGCAUGUUGAGCUGAUUCCUGGUGAUGUGCAGAACAUCAUUCAGCCAGAAUUGAAUCGACUACUCAACUGGCAAGUGCUCAUAGAGACCAUCCUUCCUGCGUUCUGUGUCAUUUUUCUGGGACCAUGGAGUGAUUCUCACGGCAGGCGACCGCUUAUUCUCAUAUCAGUUCUAGGUCAAUUCCUCUAUUACUUCAUCUUAUCGGUACAAGUACUGUUCAAUGACUUAUUACCGGCAAGCUAUUAUCUUCUGCCGUCAAUACCUAUUGGACUCUCUGGCAGUUACUCUGUGUUGGUUCUCGCCAUUGUUUGCUCCAUCACCGACUUCACAACCACUGAGAAUAGAGCUGCCAAGAUGGGAACGUUCCAAGCCAGCUGCAUGGUUGGAUCUCUGAUAGCUCAGUUCCUAACAGCCAAGGUUUCCAAAGGUCCUCACGGCUUUCAAAUCACCUUCUUGAUUUGCGCAGUUGCAUGUUUCAUCAACCUGCUCUACGCCAUCAGGUUUGUGCCUGAAUCCGUCAACCUUACUCGGGUUAGUUGGAUACCUUAUUUUUCGUUUUCAAUAUUAUUAUAUUAUUCAAUUUUAGCUAGUUUACUUAUCUGAUUACACAGAUACAAU